AUGCCAGGCAUCAUUCUAUCCCCCAGCGCCAGCAGCGAGGGCGCAACCGCAGGCAUGAAGAGGGCGCGCGUUGCGGAGGACGCGCCGGCAUACGGCGAACCACACCCCAAGAGACGACAGGUCGUUCGUGCACUGCAACAUACGCAGCCGAUCGAGCACAUUGCCGACCCCAUCAGCGCAGAAUUGGACCCCUACGGCGAGAGUAAAGACUUCUUCGACCAGCAAUUGCGGCGCGCAAUAGCGAUACAGUGCAAGGCUAUCGGGUUCGAGAGCGCGCGCCCGGACGCGUUGGAGGACUUCCGGGCACUGGUGGAAUCUUACAUGAAGAACUUCCUAGCACAAGUGCGGACAUCCAUGACCAGUUCGCGGCGCACCGAAACGGUAGCACACGACUGGGUCUAUGCUCUCACAUCCUCGGGCCUGCGUGGCUCUGCCCCCCUCGAACAGCAUUUUGACAUGGGCGAUAUUCCGCCAUCAUUACUACAACCACAUUUUGCACCUCCAGCGCCCCCAGAGGCUCCUCCGCCCGAUACCGAGUCCUUGUUGGGCCCCGAGCUGUCAGGAAAGGCAGACAAAGAGACGCGUCCGUAUAUACCCAAGCACUUUCCUGGAUUCCCUUCCAAGCACACAUACACAGCCACGCCCGUCUUCACCAGCCGUGAGAAUGACCCGCGGAAAAUUCGAGAAAAGGCCACAGAAGAGGGCAUCUUGGCCGAGCAGAGUCUUAGAAAACUAAUGGCUGCACAAAAGGCAGGCGUUCAGAAACAAAACGUCGGAAAACGGAAACGGAGUCGGCGCAUGAAGGAGAGCGACAAGCUGUGGCAGUCGGCCAUGGCCGAUCUGGUGGAAGAAGAAACCCAAAGAGAGCGGGACGAAGAGCGGCGACAAGCCAGAUUGGAUGAAGACGAGGACGGCGAUUGGGCCAUGUCACGCGAUGUGCCAGCGCGGCAGCCCACGACCGAUCGGAGCGUUAAUCUCGAGGAGGGUGUACAUGUCAACUACGAGCAGAAGUAUUGGAGAAAGUCUGCCAGCGGUGUCUAA
Molecule: messenger RNA, 1041 nt
Organism: Pyrenophora tritici-repentis Pt-1C-BFP
Lineage: Eukaryota; Fungi; Ascomycota; Dothideomycetes; Pleosporales; Pleosporaceae
Source: RefSeq, a predicted model, not a curated record